CGCAAUAAAGGUGAGGCAAGCCACUUCAGGUAGAUGCGCGGUGAGCUCACCCAUCCCGCUGCAGCAUGCAUACGUCAAGAAGAAGUACCGAGCUCAGUGCCAUGGCUACGACCAGCGGCAACAGACGACGCUUUCCCGGGGAGCGGCGGAACGACAGAGCGCCGCAGUUGAAUUCGAAGACGUACCCACCGCUAGAGCUCAUGCACGGAGCAGGUUGUAUCUCCCAGGAGAAGGUUGUAUCGGAGAAUCCGCAGCAGCAGGAGAACGGGUUUCCGGGGAAAGCCCAGAAUGACGUGGAAAAGAAGACAUCACGAGAGAAGGCCGAAAGAAAGACACCCGGGAAAAAUAUUACACUGGGAGCACCGCAGGGAAAUUACGAAACAAACCAAAAGACUGUUAUGAGAGAUGGAGCGCCUGGAGAGAAGGCACAAAAUGAGAGACUACAGGAGGCGAACCCCAUCAGGGAGACUCCGCGGAGGUUCGGGAGAGAAGCACCCCGCUGGCGGGGCGUAGAGGAGGAGCUGAGCUCUGUGAGAGAGGAGCUGAGUGAGACGGUGGAGGAUUCGGCGCAGGCUGCACACUGCGGGCUGCAGCUGCUGAGAGAGCGACAGGCGCUAGAGGCGAGGUUGCUCGCGCUGACACAGCGCUACGAUGGCAGCCAGCAGCGACUACACUCAUUCUACAAGCUCCUCUCCGGUUACAAGGCGGUAGAGCAGCACGUUAUAGAGGAGGAAAACGAGGAAGGCUCGCAGCCCCUACAUGCUAGCCACGCCGAGCGACAGUGGCGCCACGUAGUGAGCCAACUCGAAAACGUGAAGAGCGCAAGUUACGCGCUGGAGGACACCGUCACCGAGAACGAGCGACUCAAGGCCGUCCACUCAGCGCUCAGCGCCGAGACACGUGACCUGCAGACGAGCGUCGGCUCGCUCGACGACGAACUCAACCGACGACUCAUCGAUUACUCCGACUACGAGCUGCUGGCCGACGACGUGACGUCACUGCGCGGCGAGGUGACGUCGCUGCGAUCGUCGCGCCGCAACAUGGCGGUACUGUCGCGCCAGCGGGACAGCUUGGAGGCGGACGUGCGAGCGCUGACGGCGCAUGCGCAGACGCUGCGCGCGCGGCGGGACAAGUACCGUAGCAAGCUUGUCGAGUUUCGCAUCGCGCUCGAGUACCAUCGUCUGCUGCGUGAGAGCGUCGAACAGCGCGCCCUGGCGGCGCAACCCGGCGACACCUGGCGGGGAUCCGAUGAAGCGAUCGCCAGACGAGACGCAACGACGAGAUGCGGGCGUGGCGACGUCACGUCCGGUGAUGACGUCACGGGAGGACUUAAUCCAGACGGUCCAGAUGCGCGGAUUUCCGUUCCGGAAGACGACGAAGAAAUAUGGCCGCCAGAAGAAUUGGAUAUUUAUGACCAGAGUUCUCCGUUUGGGUCGUUGAGUCCGAAAUAUAGCGAUUCUAGAUCGGUUGAUAGCGAUAGUAGUGUGAAUAAUGUUUUAAGUUUUCCUCACAAUCACUAUGUCGAUGAUUCCCUAUCAAAAAACUUAAUAUCGAAAAAACAAAGUGACGUAAUCACGAUGAACCAAAUCACGCCGCCGAGAGAGGGCAGCACAAGUAACCGUGUCAACUUGCUCAAAAUGAAAAAGUUGCAGACGAAGUUUUACGUUCCAAAAUUAACGCCGUAAAUUGCAGACGACAAACGAGGGAAUUUCGCGAGAGCGAUCACUUGCGAAGGGACGUGGGAUGACGUCAGAUGAUGGCAUGUGUAUAUUGCGUCACAUCAUUAAGCGCGUAUUUUGAAUCCGCUGUUAAAAAUAGACACGUGUUCAAACUAAUGCUGAUAUUGAGUUACGUUUCUGGUAUUUAAUUGUUACAUAAAUAGUAUUUUUAUUAUAGUUGUUGUUAUUAUUAUUAUUAUUAAAUCAGCGUCAACAAAG
Messenger RNA from Priapulus caudatus, 1937 nucleotides. RefSeq lists its product as uncharacterized. The record is from RefSeq and is a predicted model, not a curated record. Bases 66 to 1685 code for a protein of 539 amino acids. Lineage: Eukaryota; Metazoa; Priapulida; Priapulimorpha; Priapulimorphida; Priapulidae. The transcript is spliced from 5 exons.